Toxotes jaculatrix (banded archerfish) is the source of this 777-nucleotide messenger RNA. It is a transcript of the gene cldn10a, whose product is annotated as claudin 10a. Gene Ontology annotation, molecular function: structural molecule activity. NCBI's taxonomy places the organism in Eukaryota, Metazoa, Chordata, Actinopteri, Toxotidae. Bases 1 to 777 code for a protein of 258 amino acids. Gene Ontology annotation, cellular component: bicellular tight junction; plasma membrane. The record is from RefSeq and is a predicted model, not a curated record. Gene Ontology annotation, biological process: cell adhesion; bicellular tight junction assembly. The transcript is spliced from 6 exons.
AUGAUGUGUAUUGAAAAGCACUGGCUCUCAGACGUAGACGCUUGGCUGAGCAGUCCAGACCUCCGAGACAGAGCAAACAUGGGCAACAUGGCAACAGAGAUCGUGGCCUUUCUCCUGACCGUCUCCGGGUGGAUCCUGGUGUCGUCCACGCUGCCGACAGACUACUGGAAGGUGUCUUCUGUGGACGGGACGGUCAUCACCACGGCCACCUUCUGGUCCAAUCUGUGGAAAACCUGUGUGACUGAUUCCACUGGUGUGUCAAACUGCAAGGACUUUCCCUCUAUGCUGGCUCUGGAUGCCUACAUCCAGGUGUGUCGGGGUCUGAUGAUCGCCUCUGUGUGUCUGGGUUUCUUCGGUGCCGUCCUCGCACUGGUGGGAAUGAAGUGCACAAAAAUAGGAGGCUCGGAGACCACCAAAGCUCGUCUGACGGGCCUCUCGGGCCUUCAUUUCAUCCUCAGCGGCCUCUGCUGCAUGACCGCGUGCUCCAUAUAUGCUCGCAGGAUCACAACUGACUUCUUCGAUCCUCUCUUUGUCGCUCAGAAGUUUGAGCUGGGAGCAGCUCUCUUCAUCGGCUGGGCCGGGUCUGUGCUGUGCAUCCUGGGAGGACUUGUCUUCUGUCUCUCCCUGUCUGAAGGCUUCAGUAUCAGAGCUGAAUACUCCUACAGCGGAGCUGCAACAUUUCCGACAGCGCGCAACAAACACAGAAAGGCGACCAGCAGCCUCCACAACGACGCAGGGGAGCCGUCGAAGCAGUUUGGAAGGAAUGCCUAUGUGUGA